AUGAAGUCUUUUGGUGUCUACGUGCUGCUAAGCUUCGCAGCCGCAGUCUGCUGUGUGCCUGUCUCCAAAGUAACAGUGCAAGAUGAAAGCUUUGCAAAGGGUUACCUGAAGAGAUUCUUCAACCUGACAGAGGAGAAAGAGCCGUUAUCUCGGAAAGGAGCCAACCCAAUGAGCAAGAAGCUGAGUGAGAUGCAGAAAUUCUUUGGUCUCCGGAUAACGGGGACUCUGGAUAACAACACCCUGGAGGUGAUGAAGAAGCCCCGCUGUGGAGUCGCAGAUGAAAACAUUGCCCGAUAUUCGACUUUUGGAGACGGCCUCAAAUGGAAAAAAAACACUAUCACAUACAGGUUUGUGAAUUACACCCCAGACAUGUCUCAGGCAGAGGUGGAUGACUCCAUUCGAAGAGCUCUAGAGGUUUGGGCCAAAGUCACUCCUCUGAGGUUCACAAAACUUACCAGUGGCACGGCUGACAUCAUGAUCUCCUUUGCUCGCCGAUCACACGGUGAUAAUUACCCCUUUGACGGGCCUGGCAGUACUCUUGCCCACGCCUUUGCUCCUUCUCCUGACAUCGGAGGAGACGCUCACUUUGACGACGAUGAGACCUUCACAUUUCGUUCAAGCAAAGGCUACGUCCUCUUCCUGGUUGCUGCCCAUGAGUUCGGCCACUCUCUGGGCUUGUCCCACUCUGACAAUCGCGCUGCUCUCAUGUACCCUCUGUACUCUUACAAAGACCCCAACACCUUUGUUCUGCCCCAAGAUGAUGUCAGAGGCAUCCAGUCGCUUUAUGGUUCAAAUCCUUCUGGAGUUAUCACAAUAACUACAACAGGUUCAAAUCCUUCUGGAGGUACCGCAGCAACUACAACAGGUUCAAAUCCUUCUGGAGGUACCGCAGCAACUACAACAGGUUCAAAUCCUUCUGGAGGUACCGCAGCAACUACAACAGGUUCAAAUCCUUCUGGAGGUACCCCAGCAACUACAACAGGUUCAAAUCCUUCUGGAGGUACCGCAGCAACUACAACAGGUUCAAAUCCUUCUGGAGGUACCGCAGCAACUACAACAGGUUCAAAACCUUCUGGAGGUACCGCAGCAACUACAACAGGUUCAAAUCCUUCUGGAGGUACCGCAGCAACUACAACAGGUUCAAAACCUUCUGGAGGUACCGCAGCAACUACAACAGGUUCAAAUCCUUCUGGAGGUACCGCAGCAACUACAACAGGUUCAAAUCCUUCUGGAGGUACCGCAGCAACUACAACAGGUUCAAAUCCUUCUGGAGGUACCGCAGCAACUACAACAGGUUCAAAACCUUCUGGAGGUACCGCAGCAACUACAACAGGUUCAAAUCCUUCUGGAGGUACCGCAGCAACUACAACAGGUUCAAAUCCUUCUGGAGGUACCGCAGCAACUACAACAGGUUCAAAUCCUUCUGGAGGUACCGCAGCAACUACAACAGGUUCAAAUCCUUCUGGAGGUACCGCAGCAACUACAACAGGUUCAAAUCCUUCUGGAGGUACCGCAGCAACUACAACAGGUUCAAAUCCUUCUGGAGGUACCGCAGCAACUACAACAGGUUCAAAUCCUUCUGGAGGUACCGCAGAAACUACAACAGGUUCAAAUCCUUCUGGAGGUACCGCAGCAACUACAACAGGUUCAAAUCCUUCUGGAGGUACCGCAGCAACUACAACAGGUUCAAAACCUUCUGGAGAUCCCAGAGCAACUACAACUCAGGCUCCCACCAUCCCUGAUGUCUGCAGCUCACCUGUGGAGUUUGAUGCGGUCACCACCUUGAAAGGAGAAAUGUUUUUCUUCAAGGACAGUUACUUGUGGCACAGCAGCUCCCAGAGCAGCACGCCUCAAAAAAGUCUUAUCUCAAGCUUCUGGCCCAACGCCCCAACAAGCGUUGAUGCUGCUUACGAGAACCCAAGGACUGGCAACGUCUUACUUUUCAAAGGUUCUAACGUAUGGGCCUUCUCUGGAACCCAGCCGGUACCGGGCUACCCAAAGUCCCUCUCUGAAUUCGGUCUGCCAAGUUUUUUGACAAAAGUCGACGCUGCUUUUCAAGAUGCUCGGUCUGGAAAAACCUAUCUGUUCUGGGGGGGCUACUUCUACUUAACUUUUGAUGAAAGCAGAAAGGCUGUGGAAUCAUUUUCCUGGGUGAGACAGACGUUUUCCGGAAUGAGCAACAAGGUGGCAGCAGCCACCGAGAAAGAAGGUUAUGCUCACAUCUACAGUGGCCUCUACAUGUACAUGUAUGACCUGUUGAGCGGGACGUUGCUACGUGUGCUGAAGAACACCUACCUGCUUGGCUGUAAUUAGCUUAAGGGAUUACUUUAUUUUGGCAUUACGUAGCUUUUCAUCUUAUCUAAGAAUGUAUUUAAUGUAGAGGUGGUGGGAUAAAAUUUAGGCAUACACUCUUCUGAAUUAAAAAAAAAUAACCAAAAAAAAUAAAAAUGUCAUC
Xiphophorus maculatus (southern platyfish) is the source of this 2455-nucleotide messenger RNA. Its product is annotated as matrix metalloproteinase-18-like. Gene Ontology annotation, biological process: collagen catabolic process; extracellular matrix organization; proteolysis. Lineage: Eukaryota; Metazoa; Chordata; Actinopteri; Cyprinodontiformes; Poeciliidae. Gene Ontology annotation, cellular component: extracellular matrix. The transcript has 10 exons. Gene Ontology annotation, molecular function: metalloendopeptidase activity; zinc ion binding. The coding region runs from base 1 to 2313 and encodes 770 amino acids. The record is from RefSeq and is a predicted model, not a curated record.